This is a messenger RNA of Talaromyces stipitatus ATCC 10500, 1209 nucleotides long. RefSeq lists its product as uncharacterized. The transcript is spliced from 5 exons. NCBI's taxonomy places the organism in Eukaryota, Fungi, Ascomycota, Eurotiomycetes, Eurotiales, Trichocomaceae. Bases 1 to 1209 code for a protein of 402 amino acids. The record is from RefSeq and is a predicted model, not a curated record.
AUGCCACAUCUCAAGCGUCGUGUAAGACACGAGUCGCGUCCCAGCAGCGUGGAGUUUACCCUUGCAGAAGACGAUCCCACAACGAUGAGUACCAUAUCGACGGCUAUCUUCUCAGAAAUUUCUGAAAGUGAAUCUCAUACCACUGCCAAUACUGCCGUUUCAUUCUACUCGAGCGAUGAGUAUGACAGCGAUGACGGUGAUGACGAGUACGAUGAGUAUGACAGCAAUGACCGUGAUGACGAGUACGAUGAAAAUGACAGUGUCCCUGAUGAUACUUCUGACUACUCCGAAGGUAGCCAUGAUGAUAAUGAAAACGUGAAUUCUACCGAUAGCCAGAAUGUUACUGGAUAUGAUACUUUCGACAUUUCAACUAGAGAGCCAGGCUCUGAGCAAAGCAGCACCAUCGUAGAAGCAAAUGCUUCCGCUGAGAAGACAGAGCCCACUAGCCAUAGGCAUACCUUUACUCAGACAGCAUCGGGGGAUUUUUCUACUAAGGAUGAGGUUGCGCAUUUUCCAAAAAACCAUUCGAGUGACAGCUGCGUUCACGGAGGAUCGACUUUACCCGAAUUGGACAUGUCAUCUGGACAUGUGACAGGAGUGACGGCGGAAGUGACAGUAUUAAUCCGCGAUAAAAAAUCUUAUUACAACAUUAAGCUCCGGAAAGAGGAUUACCCAGAACUAGAUAUUCAACAACGCACAUAUAUUAAGAGAUUCUACCUCACAAUGCUUCUACAAACUUUGUUGAGCAUGCUUCCACAAACAACAGUCAUUGAUAAGUUCCCAGGAGCCAAUAGCUUCAAAAAGAGUUCGCCGCGAAGAGCCCAAGGACAAGGUUCAAGCGCCGAUUCAUCCGCAAAUAGGAUCUCAACCCGCUUAGCUAGCAAACUACGACGCGGCUUGGGCCAUCAAGCCGAAGCCGAAGCUUGGACGAUGAUUCCAGUAGCUUUACACGCUUCCCUGUCUACGAACCAAAUGAAUCAAAGGACUUCAAAAAAGCUCAACAAGACCUUAAUUGGGAAAUAUGAAAAGCAGGCCUUGGCUCAGAACACCAACGGGGAAAUCGUGUGCUACAAGCUACGCUGGAUGGUGAGAGGUUUUGAACAGAUAGAAGGACUUGAUUGCUCCAAAACAUUUGCUUCGGUGGUAGAGCCAAUGAGCUAUAAGGCGCGAUUCGCUAUUACAACAGCUAAGGGCCUUGAAAUUGAAUAA